AUGGAAGCAGGAGUUGGCGGAGAUUGGGACGCGCUCGAGCUUCAACAGGACUACAGCAUCGAGGACAUCGCACUCGAAGCGCUCGUCGACGACUGGGACCACCUAGUGCACGCAGAUCCCACCCUCGACGACGCUGACGACGAGCAACACAGCGCUGAUGACGAGCAUCCCGACGCCAGUGACAGCAGUCUACCAGGCGGUGCAGUUUGCGGCGAAGUGACCAUGCAUCGAGGAGGCGCUGUGGACGUGUAUCUCGGGGAUGCUGGUGGUGUGCGUCUCAACAGUACCACUGACGUGCAGCACACCACCAUGCAAUGUGGCGCGGCCGACGCGCAAGCGCAGCUCGGUCCAUCACAGCCCCGCGAUGUUGCAGGAGAGCACGGCGUGCAGCCGGCUCCGCCUACCGCAAGCAGAAUGGGUGGAUCAAGCCGUACGCAGUCGCUGCUGCACGUCAGAAGCACUUACAUUGCCAACAGCGUACGAUAUGCGGAUAGCACGGUUGCGGUGCCUCUUUCUCGCCAGCUUGCCCUGCAGACGCUUUCCUGCCUCCUCGAGCUCGCCACCAUAGCGCAGCCAGUCGCACUCCGGUGCGCCGCACCAGCCGCACAUGCUCUCGACGCUCUCAACGCGCUCGACGCUCUCGACGUCCUCCAUGACGCUCUCUACGCUCUCGAAGCUCUCGACGUCCUCCAUGUUAAGAACACGAGGGGAAAUCAAAUUUGA
Messenger RNA from Phytophthora sojae, 723 nucleotides. RefSeq lists its product as hypothetical. The transcript has 2 exons. The record is from RefSeq and is a predicted model, not a curated record. Lineage: Eukaryota; Oomycota; Peronosporomycetes; Peronosporales; Peronosporaceae. The coding region runs from base 1 to 723 and encodes 240 amino acids.